This is a messenger RNA of Lindgomyces ingoldianus, 590 nucleotides long. Its product is annotated as NADH dehydrogenase-like protein 1 alpha subcomplex subunit 13. Lineage: Eukaryota; Fungi; Ascomycota; Dothideomycetes; Pleosporales; Lindgomycetaceae. The record is from RefSeq and is a predicted model, not a curated record. The transcript has 3 exons. The coding region runs from base 55 to 414 and encodes 119 amino acids.
UCCUCACAUCACCGCCUUCAAACCCGAAUUAAGGCCAUCAACCAGCUAUUCACCAUGCCGCAGGAUAUGCCCCCUGCGGGCGGCUACGGCCCCGUGCAAUACAAACGAAACCUCCCCACCCGCGGAUUCCGGCCCGCCUUUUAUCUCGUCGGAUCUGCGUUGAUCAUGACAUGGGGAUUUUGGAGGAUUGGGCAAGGCAUCAGGGAACACAAUGAGCUUGCUCGAGAGAAGAUGUGGGCGCGGAUACACCUCAUUCCUGCCCUACAAGCCGAGGAAGACCGGGACCAAGUACGACGAUAUCUGGCAGACAAGGCGCGAGAGAAGGAGCUUCUGGGCACAGAAACAAGGGUCUACAACAGCGAUAGGUUUGUCCGACCCACAUUUGCGGUUACACCAGAGAAGGUCACGAAAUAAGCAAAUGUUGAGAUGGAAGCGAUUCCGAAAGAAAAUGUAUAUAUUUAGAACCCUGGUAUUACCAUGGGGAGCGUGCCCGCUGGAGCUGUACUAGAUAUUGAAAUGGACGACUUUGAGAAAUCAGCCUAGUAAUUUGCCCCGGCAAUCAGUUUGAAAUCAAUAGUGUUUAAGACGGC